AAUUGUUGUUGAAUUGAUUCAUUGUCUACGAUAUGUUUAUUUCAUUAUAUUUGCCAUAACUUCAUUAAUUGAGUCGUGUCAAGGCUUACAACUAAACGAUGAGUUUAGUCCGUCGGUCACUGCCCGAUGCGAUCGGGGACUUAUGUACAUAUAUGUAGUCACAUUGCAGCCAUUUAACGGUGUCGUACAUACUCGGGGUCAUCGGAAACAUCCGUGUCUGGUUCAGGGAUCGGGCGGUUUCAAUACGACCAUCAAAGUCAGCCUAUUGGCCAACGAAGGCGAUGAACUAUACUGUGGUUAUAAUAAGUUUAAUGGCGACCGAUCGGUAUCGGUAGCCGUUAGGCCACACAAAUCGCUGGAACUAUCGGACGAUAAAUACUAUUUCAUGACUUGUCAACAGUUGGGCUACAAGAGUGUCAGAGGUGGCACAUAUAGUGUAACAUUAAGGGUAACCGAUUUAAGUGGCCAACGAGUUACCCGUGCCGUACACGGAAGUCCGUAUAUUUUGAGAGCACAGUUACAUCCAUUUGAUAUUAUCACGACAUUACGGGUGAAAAACUGUUUCUCAUUCAGUACGGACAGAGAUCACGUCCAACUGUUGGACGAGUCGGGCUGUCCGACCAAAACCCAACUGAUGUCACAGUUUUUGUACAACAGUUCCCAUUCGGCCGAAGCCAUUGUCUACGAGAUGUUCAAGUUUAGCGAUACCAACAAAAUAUUCAUCCAAUGCGAUGCCAUACUGUGUCGGGGCGGCUGUCAGGAACCGGUAUGCGAUUCGGCUACGGCUGGUGAUGGGACGGGUGCGGUGGACACUAAACCACGAGAGUUGGCCAUCGAUUCCUAUUCACAGAUAUCCGCUUCGACAUCGUUGUACGUGUUUGAGCCGUCAGAGGAAAGUCUAUUGGCCGCCAAUCUGACCGAAUGUAACGAAUGGCGCUUUCCGUGGCUUAUCGUACUAUGCAUUGUACUGACAGUCCUAUUAGUUUUGAUGCUUUUGGUCAAUCUAUUCAUGUGUUCAUCGCUAUCGUGUCGUUGUGUCAAAACAGAGGUAAUCGAAAGGGAGCCGUCGGAAGUCGAUGACUACGAUCCCUAUCAUAUCAAUUGGAUAACACCUAAUACCGGGUACACUAGUGGUGGUGGCGGCGGCGGCGGCGGCGGCGGCUCACGGAUGUCACUAAACAGGAGUGCCUUCAAUAACAACUCGUUUACAUCGAACAAGUCAUUGGCCGCGACGGCCGCCACCAACCGAUCUCAUCAUUUGGUCUAUUAUAGGGACCAUUUUGUGCCGAAACAUUAUUCAACAUUACAGUCAUCGUCGGCCGGCGGCCAUACAACUACUACUAACGGUACUAACCGUCCACUAUCCAGGUAUUCCACUCAUUCGACCAAAUCGCAGACAUCGCAAAAAUCGCGUAAAUCACAAAAGUCACAAAAGUUGCCGAAAAUUGUCGAAAUCGACUAUUCAAACGACUUCAAGCCAUUCACAUAUUCAUUAAGAUAACAGUUA
Oppia nitens is the source of this 1507-nucleotide messenger RNA. RefSeq lists its product as uncharacterized. The record is from RefSeq and is a predicted model, not a curated record. NCBI's taxonomy places the organism in Eukaryota, Metazoa, Arthropoda, Arachnida, Sarcoptiformes, Oppiidae. The coding region runs from base 143 to 1501 and encodes 452 amino acids. The transcript is spliced from 7 exons.